AUGGGUAAAUGGAAACGCAUUGGCAUGUUUGGUGAGGAGUUCGAUACUGGGUCCAACAACAGCGGCUCAUUAUCUUCGGAUGACGAACUCAUCCUCCCCAAUAUGAUUAUAUGGCAGAUAUCACUCCGACUCGUUUUCCUCCGACUCCGGAGACAUGGGAAGCCUCAUCUAUUAGCAUUCCGACCAUAUGUUACUGUGGAAAACCAGCUAUUCUUAAGACUCAAACAAUUGGGAUGGAGAUUGCCAUAUUUAGAAGGAGUUGGCUUUUGCAAUCUUGGAGGAGAUUACUUUAACCAAAACCAAAUUGGGAGAAAUAGAAGAUCACCUUUUGCAAGAGCAGAAGAAAGUCGUUACCUAAGAGAGAUGGCUUGCAGACUUCAUGCAAAGGUAGAGGAUUUGAUGAUGGAGUUGGAGAGUUGA
Molecule: messenger RNA, 420 nt
Organism: Arabis nemorensis
Lineage: Eukaryota; Viridiplantae; Streptophyta; Magnoliopsida; Brassicales; Brassicaceae
Source: the annotation of a GenBank genome assembly